Exaiptasia diaphana is the source of this 6264-nucleotide messenger RNA. RefSeq lists its product as uncharacterized. NCBI's taxonomy places the organism in Eukaryota, Metazoa, Cnidaria, Anthozoa, Actiniaria, Aiptasiidae. The record is from RefSeq and is a predicted model, not a curated record. Gene Ontology annotation, molecular function: protein binding.
CAAAGCAAAACUAGACAAGACAAAAAACAAACACAAGGCCAGCGAAAUUGCGAAAUUGGGUUUCCUGUGUUGUAUUUGUCCGGUAGAACAUGGGUACCACCUCGAUUGCGAGGCAACCAAUACCAAACAAAAAUGGCGGCGAAAACAAAAAAAGUCAAAUUUACAAGAAAAUAAGCCGUAAAAUCUGACAAAACGGCUUUAUUAUGCUAUAAUUUUAUAAAUUAUAAAGAGUUUGAAGUAUGGUAUCCGUUUUUAUGUUUUAACGGUAAAAUUUCGUGUUAAAUUGAGAAGAAUAUGUCCUUUGGAGGAAGGUCUUUGAAGAAACAACUUCUCAAGAAAGAGCUUGAACAGUUGACAAAACAGUCGCAAGAUGAAUUUUCCUCCUUGCCUUCUUCAGAAAAAGAAGCUUUGAGACAGAAGACUAAAACUAAUGUAUUCGAAAGGCCAAAAUUGAAAAAGAAAAAGCUUAAAGUUGAUGAAAUAUCCGAAGAGAGAGACAUCCUUGCAGAAACUCCAUCUGUUGACCUCGAAGCAGAGUUUAAAAAUGUCGAGUUUUCGCUCGAGGAAUUCCCAUUUGUUAAAGACGAAGAAGCUAAGAGAACUACUGGUUYUGCUAAAGUUGCAUCGAUUAAAGCAAAUGUUGAUUUGCAUGUUGUUAUGCAGGGAAAAAAAGUCGAUGAUAAAAAUGAUGUUUCGGGUCCUGUUUCUACGGCUCGCAACUCAAAAGCUAGUCAGCGUUCGUCUGGUACUAGUCCUACUACAAGGCGCAGGCCAUUCAGUAGCUCACGAGGUCCUCUCAGGACAACCCCCCCUGUCAACACACAUGGUGGAGUCGUUCAAAAGCCAGCCAUCAUUAGUUCGCAGAAUUCCACUAUGCAACUUCAGCURAACCAAAGACCYACACCAAAACCAGUUAAUGUCGCUAGCAGGCCAGGGUCAAAAGUAUCUGGACGAACAUCAGGGAAGCAGAGUCGUGCGAGUUUAGCUCCAUCUGAACUGGUCGAAGGAGAAAAUGAUACAAACAGCGAUCGACCAAGAGAAGUCCACAUUCCUCAAGUACAACAAACAGAGAUUGUAGAACAAGAAGAUGAAAUUGAGAUGGAAGCAGAAAAUGAGGGAGAAAUCUGUGAAGAAGAAGAAAAUGAAGAGCAGAAAAUACAAUUAUCGCCGCUACCUGAAGAUAUGGAGGUUAAGGAGGGCAGCUCACCUAUCCCUCUUAAUCCAUCUGAUAUUAUACACUCAGAAAUCCAGCUACUGACAAAGUCAUUAAUGUCACAGGACAGCUCUAUCAUAAACAUACUACAAUCCUACGACAUUGAAAAAAACACAGAAAGUGAAGCUAAUAAAACCAAAGAGAUAACUUCUCAUAAGAGCRUCAAAACCACUGAMGAAGGCUUUGGUCUCCUUAAUGGUGGUGCUCCAAUAUCUCCGCUGUCGCCAAGGAAAUCCGAUAAUCAGGUGUUUGARAARAAGCAUAACGUCAGCCAGAAGAGUMUUGRUGAGUCUAAAACUGAUCUGAAGUCAACGCCUCCUACAAGAGAGUGGCCUGGCUUAGUCUCAAGUGAACUAAAGCAGGCCAGCUUAACAAGUUUCACAGAUGAAGAAGCACAACAKAUCAUGGAUCUACCACUUGACGUCAAAUCAGAAGAUAUCAUUAGCAUUCAAGGGACAAAAACACAGAUUAUUUCAUCAGAAGUAACAGAAAAAGAAAGUGUUUCAUGGCUUGGAUCAUGGAGCGAGAAAAAAGUGGCUCAAGAMCAUAAUAUUCACCAUUUCUGCACCAUGGCAACCACUAUGGAGAUAUCACCCCAGAUGCAYCAGAUGACGCGCGACAGUCAUACUCCAGAUAGACUCUAUAGAGCUAGACAAAGGUACAACGUACUUGGAGACUCAAACAUUCAUGAAACAAAGCCAUUGUUCACAUUCCAAGAAAGUGAGGAGUAUUAUCGGAAUAUUUUAGCUGAAAAACCYAGCGAUGAAGAAAGAAGAAUGUCAAUUAUCGCUCAUAGAAUUCUUGAUAAGGCWCUUUCAGGUGAACCRGAUGAAGUGAUCAAAAAGCUUAAGGCAGCUUCUGAUCAACUCUUUCUUGAUGAAGAUGAAAAGACCCUUGAGAUYCAGGGCGUUAAGCUAGAUGUUAAGGAUGACAGCUCUAGGUUAUAUUGGACACCAGCMCCUCCAAAGAUGGGACUGGCCCCAGAGACUAUAAAGACCCACUUGUUCCCAGAAUACCAAGGGGCAGAGAUGUUGAAAGARAGCAUUGGUCAAACUGAUCAUGUUGCUUUGACUGCGCUKCCUGAAAGUGAGGAUGAAGACGAGGAGGAGGAUGGUACYGCUGUUCAAGACGAUAGGACAUCAGCGACAAGGUAUGAAGGGAUGGAAGAACAAAUGGGAUGRUUCCUUGACAGAACWCACAGGUCUCUAUCAGACCUUUCCCAAGUUGGUCUCACUACRGAYACACAGMGACCAAACACAGAUAACCAAGGUGAUCACAACCAAGAACAYCAUGAUAUAAUAAGGUUUGAAUCAUUGUUGGAUARAAGAAGACAACAGAUCAAAGAAGAAAAGCAAGAUAUKGUCAAACUAGACRACAGAGAUGGUGAUGGUGWGAYAGAWGUGGGAGACUUGGCACCAGAAGAGYAUCACAGGUCAUUCAGACGUGCACAAUCAGAACCCAUGUUGUCUUUUGACAAAGAAAUAGUCAAGUUGGUCAGCAACUAUGAUGUCAGCAUGAAAGAGCUGGAAUAUCAGUUAAAUGCUGUUGCGGCAGCCAAAGAGGAGUUACAAGGUGAAGAUGAUGCUGAUGAUGAAACAGAAGCAGAUGAUAAUGACGAACAAUCAUCAACUAUCAAAGAUGUGUCCACCUUGGAUUCGUUGUACUCACAAAGCCUUUCUACAGAUUUUCCAAGUAAAACCAAAGAAGAUGAAUCACAUGAAGAAAGUAAGACAGACAUGGACACAAUGUCCAUCACCACGACAACCAGYAAACAAACAGCUAUGACAAUCAAGACACAUAGACURUCRAUACCCAGAGGUUCUGUCAGCUUUUGCAAUCUGUUGUUACUCAAACAGAAUUAUGGCACAAAACAGGCUGACAAGGAGAGCUUUGAGAUGAAUAAAGCACCAAGCGUCAAUGACUUGCAGAAUUUUGAGAACCUUAUUCAUGAAGACCCAUCAAAGCCUAUUGAUGACUUGUAUGACUGGACAAGAGAAAACUACUGGUACAAAUGGUUUGACGAAGUUUAUCCACCUUCAACUGCAACACCUGAACUAAGAUAUGACUUCUUAAGUGCAACUUCACCGAGAGCCACCACAACCAUGAGAUCUAUUGAACUAGAGAGUCUGUUACUAGAUGCAUACUGGCACAGACAUCUACUUCACUUACUCCAGAACAAUAAAAAGGCUGCUCUUGAUGACUUGACAUUCAUCAUUAAAAUCAAUGGGAGUUCUGCACGGGCUUACAGAUCAAGAGCGGAGCUCUACCGUCAGCUUGGCGAUGCUACAAUGGCAAUUGUCAACUACUCACAGGCCAUUAAGCUCAACCCUAGUGAUGUCGAAACGUAUUACCAGCGCGCCAAUAUGUUUAAAUUGCGUGGUGAUAUGCUACUUGCAUUAGAAGACUACAAUAUCGCAGCUAAGCUACUUCCCAGUCGAACCGAAGCUAAGUUUGAAGUUGGCAAGUUCCACUUCGAUCAUGAAAACUGGAAUGGUGCCAUCAAUGAUUUCAAUGCGAUCUUACAGCAAGACCCAGUCGACUCCCUUGCCUAUACAUAUAGAGGACGGGUAUUCAAGAAAAUGGGUCAGUUUGAUAACGCUCUUCGUGACUUCUGCGCUGCAAUUCAUUAUAAUCCCGAUAAUGCCGUAGCUUUGUACCAUCGAGCCUGCAUAUUAAGAAAGCUUCACCCUCGAAGAGCUCUUCAAGACCUUAGUGUGUCUCUUCUUCUUGACAGCACCAUYAAUAAUGUCAAUGCUUUUUUACACCGUGGUAUUCUAUACACUGAUUUAAAGAGAUGGGAGGAUGCCAUCCCAGAUUUUGAGGCAGCAUUGGAACUCGAUCCCACAUUGGCUUGUGCUCGUGUCAAUAUCGGUCUUAUCUACAUAACCAAGUACAAUAAUUACCAUAGGGCUAUCCGUCAGUAUACCUCUGCCAUCCACGUCGACCCUACGUAUAUCAGAGCUCGUAUAUGCAGAGCUGAGGCCUAUCAGAAGCUUGGAAUGUUGCAAGAGGCAGUCAUGGACUAUACUCAUGUUAUUCACGUCAGACCAGAUGUACCUGAUUACCAUAUGGCCAGAACAAGCAGCUAAGCUUAACCAAGGUCUUGGAGCUUCGCCAACCCAGCAGGCUGUUGUUCAGAGUUUUUUGAGCAAUUUUGAUUUGGCCAUCCAAGUCCUUGAUCGCGCAACGCGUGUGAAUCCAUCAGCUCCGAUGUUUAUUUUACUGGGUAAAACAAAUAUGAAGGCAAAACGUUUCCCAGACGCCAUCGUCAGCUUUAAGAAAGCAAUAACUGUCAUGACACCAUGGCAUACUCGUAUGGCGAUGCCCCUGGAGGCCGCCCCAGUUUACUAUAUGAUUGGCAUCUGUCACUCAGAGUUAUUCGAGUUUCAAAACGCCUUGGAUGCUUUCAACAGUGCCAUCAAAGUGAACCCAGAAUACGCCGAGGGCUUCUAUCAAAGAGGUUUAACCAAGAUGAAGCUUCGCUACACUAGAGGAAUACAUGAUUUUAACAGAGCCCUUGCUAUCAAUCCCAAGCUAUUCCAGGCGUUUCUCAGUCGUGCAGCAUAUUAUGGGAUGAAGAAUCGGUUUAGUAAAGGUAUUAUGAGCUGCAAUGAAGCUAUCAAACUGCAACCUAGAAGUGUUAGAGCUUACAUGUACAGGGGUGCACUAAAAUAUCACAUCAAAGCGUACGGUCUUGCAGUGAAGGACCUUACUGAGGCCGUUGCCAUUGAUUGUCGUUGUUCUCUCGCAUACUUCAACCGUGCAGUCUGCUAUCAUGGCAUGAAAUUCUAUCAAAAGGCCUUGAUGGACUAUAGUACAGUUUUGUUGCUGGAAAACAAGCCUAAUAUCAAGGUUUUGCAGAAUCGAGGUUUGUUGUAUCAUGAAAUAAACGACACGGAAAACGCGCUGGAGGACUUCAAGGCUGCGGCAAAAAUAUCUACCGUCGAUCCAUUGAUCCGUCAUGCCUUGGGCUACUGCUAUCAUAAACUUAAUCGAUUAGAAGAGGCUGUUGCUUCCUAUGACGAUGCGUUACGUAUCGAUCCUUUCUUCGUGGAGGCCUACAACGGUCGGGGUAACGCCUUGAUGGAUUAUGGGCACGAACAGGGGAACGUACUCGGAAGGCGAGAUUACCUCAAAGCCCUUCACAUCAACCCACGAUGCCUUUCAGCCCGUGUUAACCUGGCAUACAAUCUUCAGGUGGAAGGAAAAUUUCAAGAUGCUUGGAAACAGUUCUCUGCGGCCAUCGCCAUGGAUACAGCAUGUCAGGCUGCACUGGAGGGAAGAGCUGUCAUUAAUCUUCAAAUGAGCAAUACUUUUGGUGCGUUGGUUGAUCUAAACGACGCAAUCAAGAUCUCCAAAACAGCUGAGCUUUUGAACAAUAGGGGCGUGGUCCAUCAGUUCAUGAACGAUUACGUGAAUGCUGUUCGUGACUAUCAGGCUGCKAUAAGACUAGAACCUUCGUACGCCUUGUCGUACUACAAUGCUGGGAAUGUUUACUUUAARCAAAGRCAGUUUAAACAGGCGCUGAGUUACUAUGAUAGAGCGUUGUCAUGGACACCAGACGAUGAAUCGUUUGUUCUUAACAGAGCAAUAACAAAGGUGUUACUUCGUGAUUCAAAAGGAGCCAUUCAUGAUUUUAACAAAGCUGUGGAACUAAACCCAUAUGCUGCGCAUGUGUACUUCAACAGAGGAAAUCUGUACGCAUCUCUGAGAAAAUAUAAAGAAGCUGAAGAUGAUUACACGAGAGCUCUAAGUCUGUGUCCUGGUGAUGCAUUGGUGUACAAGAGAAGAGCGGAUGUGUUAGGCAAGCAAUCCAAACGGGACGCCGCCAUUAAAGACUACAAAAAUGCCAUCAUUAUCAAGACUCGUGCUACCAACAAGAAGGGGUGAACCGAUCAUAUUGUCGAGUAUACAGCUCUUUUAAAAAGGUUGUCGGAAAAAUAGGAAAACCACGACCGAAAGGUAUUUUGGGUAUUGAUUAUUGAUGAAUAUUCUCGCCCAUCAAAGGCCUUAAUACUGUUGAUUCUGUGUAAUAAAGAUUUUCAACGAUG